This is a messenger RNA of Panthera uncia (snow leopard), 1157 nucleotides long. It is a transcript of the gene CDK5, whose product is annotated as cyclin dependent kinase 5. Gene Ontology annotation, cellular component: nucleus; cytoplasm. Gene Ontology annotation, molecular function: ATP binding; cyclin-dependent protein serine/threonine kinase activity. Gene Ontology annotation, biological process: neuron apoptotic process; synaptic vesicle transport; axonogenesis. The coding region runs from base 87 to 965 and encodes 292 amino acids. The transcript has 12 exons. NCBI's taxonomy places the organism in Eukaryota, Metazoa, Chordata, Mammalia, Carnivora, Felidae. The record is from RefSeq and is a predicted model, not a curated record.
CCGGAGGCUGGGGUGCCGCCUCCUCUGCAACGCCGGGGCCGGAGUCUUAGAACCCAGGGCCCGUAGGGGUCCCCGCGGCUGCCGCGAUGCAGAAAUACGAGAAACUCGAGAAGAUUGGGGAAGGCACCUAUGGAACAGUAUUCAAGGCCAAAAACCGAGAGACCCAUGAGAUUGUGGCUCUGAAACGGGUGAGGCUGGAUGACGAUGAUGAGGGAGUGCCGAGCUCAGCCCUUCGGGAAAUCUGCCUACUCAAAGAGCUGAAGCACAAGAACAUCGUCAGGCUUCAUGACGUCCUGCAUAGCGACAAGAAGCUGACUUUGGUUUUUGAGUUCUGUGACCAGGACCUUAAGAAGUAUUUCGACAGCUGCAAUGGUGACCUAGAUCCUGAAAUUGUAAAGUCCUUCCUCUUCCAGCUGCUGAAAGGCCUGGGAUUCUGUCACAGCCGCAAUGUACUGCACAGGGACCUGAAGCCCCAGAACCUGCUGAUAAACAGGAACGGGGAGCUGAAAUUGGCCGAUUUUGGCUUGGCUCGAGCCUUUGGGAUCCCAGUUCGCUGUUACUCAGCUGAGGUGGUCACGCUGUGGUACCGCCCACCGGAUGUCCUCUUUGGGGCCAAGCUGUACUCCACAUCCAUCGACAUGUGGUCGGCCGGCUGCAUCUUUGCAGAGCUGGCCAACGCGGGGCGGCCUCUUUUCCCGGGCAAUGACGUAGACGACCAGUUGAAGAGAAUCUUCCGACUUCUGGGGACACCAACCGAGGAGCAGUGGCCUGCCAUGACCAAGCUGCCAGACUAUAAGCCCUACCCGAUGUACCCGGCCACAACGUCCCUGGUGAAUGUCGUACCCAAGCUCAAUGCCACAGGGAGGGACCUUCUACAGAACCUCCUGAAAUGUAACCCCGUCCAGCGCAUCUCGGCAGAGGAAGCCCUGCAACACCCCUACUUCUCCGACUUCUGCCCCCCGUAGGCUCCAGGACCUUGGCCGGGCUGGGGCCUGGCCUAUUUAAGCCCCCUCCCGGGAGGGGAGGAAAAGCCGGGGGUGCACGGGGUGCUGAGCUCCAGCUGUGCUGGGCCCGGCCGGGGUGGGGGUGCCCCGGCCCGUGUUCUUCGCUCCCUCCGUGGACUUUAUUUAAUUUCAUAAAUUGGCUCCUUUCCCACA